Durio zibethinus is the source of this 2272-nucleotide messenger RNA. RefSeq names its product ternary complex factor MIP1 leucine-zipper protein (Protein of unknown function, DUF547). NCBI's taxonomy places the organism in Eukaryota, Viridiplantae, Streptophyta, Magnoliopsida, Malvales, Malvaceae. The record is from RefSeq and is a predicted model, not a curated record.
UGUAAAACUCAGCAUGUACAUGCAGCCAUUUCUGUUCCUUGGUCGCUUUACUUUCAAGUUUCCCGCUCUAUAACUUAGAAUAAACAAAGGGAUUCGAAGAAAAUUCUUUUCUUUCUCUAUCUCAUCUUUUCUGGAGUAACUUUCACGGUUUCAAUGGCUACCUUGUUUUCUUACUUUUUUUUUUUUUGGCAUUGCUUUUUUCAGGUCAUGAAAUUGUUAGUAGUAGCAAGAGUGUAGAUAUUGUUCCAUUGUUGGUUUGUUUUAUUUUAGGAUAUUGAUUCUUUAAAUAAAAAAAAAAAAGGAAAGAAAUUAGGAUGAAUACGAGUGUCCGCUCCGCCUUUCAGUCCAUGAAAGCUGCAUUAAAUCAGGACUGCAAUAAGAAGGAGAAGAUGGAGAAGAGUCAGGGAAGCAGAGCACUUGGUACCGGCAAAGCUGUAACCAAUCGGCGAAGAUCAAACAGGGAAAGGAAAAUGGCCUUAUUACAAGAUGUUGAUAAGCUAAAAAGGAAGCUUAGACAUGAAGAGAAUGUGCAUAGAGCUUUGGAGAGAGCUUUUACUAGACCUUUAGGAGCACUUCCUCGGCUUCCUCCUUACCUACCUCCCUAUACGCUAGAGUUACUUGCUGAAGUUGCUGUUUUGGAAGAGGAAGUUGUUAGGCUUGAAGAGCAAGUAGUGAAUUUUAGGCAAGGGCUUUAUCAAGAGGCUGUCUAUGCAUCUUCCAAGAGGAAUGUGGAGAAUUUGAAUGAAUCCAUUGAGCAAUCUCCUGUGAGAAGUUCUAAACACCAGCGGUCUAAGUCUUUGUCCGUAAACGAGAUGAGUUCAGUAACAACCAUUGCCAGGUCUCAACCAUCUCUUGCCAGAAGUGUUUCUAGCAGAAAGCUGUUGCCCCCAGAUAGUAUUUAUGAUCGAGCUGGACAGUGCUUUAGCAGGUCAACAAAUGGGAGACAAGCUUCCACAAAACCCAAUUCUACUUCUGGAGAUAUAAGAGGAAAAGAAAAUCAAUCAUUUACCAAUGCUGUGAAGGAUAAGCGAUCUCCAGAAAAGAAAAUUUCCAAAGUUGUGACCCCAGUAAAGAGACUGACAACCAAGCAUGAAUCACCAAACAAAUGUUUGGAUCCUCUGAAGGUGCAGCUAGAUGGUAGAUUAGUAGACCAGGAAAAAGCGCAAGAAAGCCCUUCUGGUUCUUCAGAUGAUAAACCAUCGGAAGCUGAUAGUACACCAAACAAAAUAUCUGAGGAUACUGUAAGGUGCUUGUUUAGCAUUUUUGUAAGGUUGAGCACCUUGAAAGACAAGGCUGUGGAAUCUGGGACUUUACCUUCUCGAUCAGUAGUCAGUUCUCAUGAAAGAAAUAGAGAAAGUGAAUGCCCAGACCCUUAUGGUAUCUAUUCAGAUUUGAAAACUAGAGAUAUUGGCCCCUAUAAGCAUCUUUGUGCAAUUGAAGCUAAUACCAUUGAUCUGAAUCGAAGUACAAAUGCUUUGUUUCUGAUCCAUAGACUAAAGUUUCUACUUGAGAAGCUAGCCUCUGUCAUUUUAGAGGGUCUUAGCCAUCAGCAGAAGCUUGCAUUCUGGAUAAACACUUAUAAUUCCUGUAUGAUGAAUGCAAUUUUGGAGCAUGGGAUUCCCGAGUCUCCUGAAACAGUUGUAGCACUAAUGCAAAAGGCUACAAUAGUUGUGGGAGGACACUCGCUAAAUGCAAUUACAAUUGAGCAUUUCAUAUUAAGGCUGCCUUUCCAUUUGAAAUUUACCUGUCCUAAAGCAGCAAAAAAUGAUGAAAUGAAAGCACGCAAUAUAUUUGGUCUGGAGUGGUCCGAACCCCUGGUUUCAUUUGCUCUUGCAUGUGGAAGCUGGUCAUCUCCUGCAGUGAGAGUAUACACAGCAUCUCAUGUUGAAGAUGAGCUGGAAACAGCUAAGAGAGACUACCUACAGGCAGCAGUUGCCAUUUCAAGAACAAACAAGUUAAUAAUUCCAAAGCUUUUGGAUUGGUAUCUGCUUGACUUUGCAAAGGAUUUGGAAUCAUUGCUGGAUUGGGUUUGUCAGCAGCUGCCAAAUGAACUGAGGAAUGAAGCAGUAAAAUGCCUAGAAAGAAAGGGGAAAGUGCCUCUUUCACAACUAGUGCGAGUAAUGCCUUAUGAUUUCAGUUUCAGGCUGCUUUUACACCCUUGAGAAUUAUAUUUCGCGAUUGACCCGUUGGUCAGCAAAGGUUCAUGAACUUGGGGUUGGUGAGGUCUAUAUACUGAACUACUACUAUACUGGACACAGUGAAAGUACAUAUG